Messenger RNA from Bombus terrestris (buff-tailed bumblebee), 909 nucleotides. RefSeq lists its product as uncharacterized. Bases 1 to 909 code for a protein of 302 amino acids. The transcript is spliced from 2 exons. The record is from RefSeq and is a predicted model, not a curated record. NCBI's taxonomy places the organism in Eukaryota, Metazoa, Arthropoda, Insecta, Hymenoptera, Apidae.
AUGAACUCUCACCUAACCACCUUACAAAAAUUCCAUUAUCUGCGGGCUUCCUUAGUAGGGGAAGCCGCGAAUUGUGUGAAUUCUCUAGUUUUCCAUGAGGAGAACUAUCCGAAGGCGCUGAGCCUUCUCAAGCACAGGUACGAUUGUCCGCGACGCAUCGUGUCAUGCCAUGGAUUUGCAAUCAUUGACUACCCAAAGCUGACGCAUUGUUCUCCAAUGGCCCUAAGAGACUUGGCCAAUGUCGUAAGACAGAACCUCGACGCACUAAGCAGUUUGGGACAAACCGUACAUCCGAAUAGCCUCAUUCUUGAUCUCAUCAGCUCCAAACUACCCGAUUACGUCAGGCAACAAUGGGAGCUAACCUUGACCAACAAGGAGGUGCCUCAAUACACCGAUUUGCUAGAUUACCUCGAGAAUCUAGCGCUCACAGGCAUAUCACCUUCCGAUAUCAAACAAAUUAAAACACCGGACCAAUCCAAAAGAAUCCGACAGCGUAAGACACGAGGACAGACAUUCACCGCAUCCCGGGUCAAGAAUUCCUGCCAUUCUUGCAAGGGCCAACACUCCAUUUGGCAUUGCGACGCCUUCAGAGCCAAAAGCGUCAGUGAACGCUUGAAGGAGGUCAAAAGUGCACUCCUGUGUCUGAACUGCCUGAGUGCGGGACACACAACUCGGGAUUGUCAUGCCGGGUCUUGUAGGAUCAAGGUUCCUCCCCUUCCAGCAAGAGAUCAUCGACAUCCCCGUCAAAGACUCGGAAGGCCGCAAGGAAGCACAAACCAAGGACUUCACGGACUUCAAGUCCAUCAACCAGUCCGAGACAGACACACAAUUGACGCCAGGCUCGCCGAACCCCAACAAGGACCGAUCAAACCCGACCAUCAGAUCCCGAAUUAUUGUGCAAUGACCUAG